Messenger RNA from Malaya genurostris, 11568 nucleotides. It is a transcript of the gene Rbcn-3A, whose product is annotated as dmX-like protein 2. The record is from RefSeq and is a predicted model, not a curated record. The transcript has 19 exons. Gene Ontology annotation, biological process: vacuolar acidification. Bases 168 to 10457 code for a protein of 3429 amino acids. Gene Ontology annotation, molecular function: protein binding. Lineage: Eukaryota; Metazoa; Arthropoda; Insecta; Diptera; Culicidae. Gene Ontology annotation, cellular component: RAVE complex.
UGACAGUCACUUUCGUGAAAGGUGAAAAAAGAUUAGCAAGUUAUUCUGAUAGCAAGUGUGAAAAAUCGUAAAAAUAGUGCAAACUUGUGCGUAAAAAUGCGAAAUCAUCUAGUAAAAAUUAUUUAAAACUUCUACGCAUAUAUAAUCCCGUGAAAUCUGGUGCAAUCAUGAACUGCCACCAGAUUUUGAGUGGAGCUUGUAACGCUGGUGAUCGUUGUUUUGCAGUCGGAUCCGUCGAAGGAGUUCCAUUCACUGCAUAUGCUGCAGGAUGUAACAUUGUUAUAUUGGCUAGCAAUUUCGAGAGGGUUCAGAUAAUACCCGGCGCCGUUCAUAAUUACAUCCGCAUUUCGGCGUUGGACUGCAGUACUGAUACGGGUAAGAUAGCAGCAGCAUACGAGGACAAAGUUUGUAUCUUCGAACCGACACCGUUAAUUCACAAUGACCGAUCGUCUGCUCAUGGAUUAGAGUACAAGUGGGUUCAGACCGGUAGUCUGCAGACUACUUCGCAUAUUAGUUCAUUAUCGUGGAAUUUAGAAGGAACACGUUUACUGACUGGUGGAACAGUACUUCAGUUGUGGCACGAGCGUAUAUCUAAAGAUGAUGAUGAACCGACAUCUGUUAAGUUCGAAAUUGGAGGUGAUCGUGAUCCAAAAACACCGACAAAUGAAGAAGACACGGAUGCCACCUGGGAUUGUGUCUGGAAGUGUCACACUGCUACCCCCGUUCAUCAUAUGGCGUUUAGUCCAGAUGGGACUCUUUUUGCCACAUCCGGUAAAAGUGAUCGCUUAGUGAAAGUGUGGUACGAGAAUAAACACAUUUUGUUCCCAAACAAAAGCUUCGACCAAUCGCUUUCGCAGUCGAGCUUCAACGGAAUUCCGGAUGCCAGCUACGGGUUUGUAUAUGUCGCACAUCCCCGAGCAGUAACCCAUCUCUCAUGGCGCAAGACAAGCAAAUACAUGCCUAAGGGAUCUGUGUCCAAUAUGCUAGUAACUUCUUGUCUAGACAAUAUUUGUCGUAUAUGGGUAGAAACCGUUCUGCCGGAUGAUGGAUUAGUCAACAUGAACCAGUUCGAUCCCCUAGCAUCGCAGAAUCCAAAAUUUCGAACUCACCGGCAUAAGCACCGGUUCAUGCAACGGUUAAAGCAUAUGAAAACUUGUUUCCAUAUUAGACGCCAUGCUAAACAUAACGGCGCUACUGGUUUGAAUGGAAUGGGUGCCGGUUUCGGUGGACCAGGUGCCAGUACUGGUUUCGGAAACGCGCCUAUCCCGACGUUACCAUCAACAUACAGCGUGCAUGAUUUCCACUCUUAUGGUUACCAUGGAACUGGUAUGACCCCAGGAUUGCAUUUCCAUUUGGCUGCUUCUAUAAAUGCUGAGACCGAUAUACCGUUGGUACCGUCAAUGCAUACUAACGAUCCUUCCACACAGCCCAAUUUCAUUCUUCAUUGGCUCAACAACAAAGAGAUGCAUUUCUCUCUGCAAGCUGAAGGUAUAUUGCAAGAAAUGACUCGGAAAGUUAUUGAGAAAGAAGAUCUCUUAUCCGGUGCAAAUAGUGAAGGACAAUCAGAAGUAUUGCACGAUGAAGAUCUGAAUGAUGAACAUCGUAAACGUCCAAAAAUGAGACCGACCUUCUCUCAGGAGGAAAGUAACAGCGAUGAGAAUCCUCCAUAUCAGCCUAAUAGAUCACAAUCGAUUGGGGGCGCUUCGCAUGCGGGAAUCCCCAGUCAUCAGUCAUUGUCGAACACAACUUCGAUCAACUCGCUCGCCCAAGACGGUAACAAUAUUCAUGUAACCGAUUCCCUUGAUAUGAAAAUAGAAUGCCUUCUACGAGACUGGCAUCAUAAUCCGGACUUACUGUAUUCGAUUCACCCGAUUGAUGGAAGCUAUUUGAUUUGGGUAGUUGAAUGGUUAGACGAAUACCAUCCAGGAUCGUUUCGGCAAGCGCAGGUUUCAUUUUCUACAAGGAUUCCAUCAGCCUUUCCCUUGGGCGAUGCAAUGUCGAUGUCGACCACCGUCGCUUUAUACAAUACCAGUGGAAACCUUGGGUUCCGUGAUAUGAUAGUGCGUGGGCCAAAGCCGACAAAUGGAAACAGCAGUAUUGCACCCGACGUAAAUAGUGAUAUUGUUACUUCUUUACCCAGUGUAAUGGAAGAAAAUGAAGUUAAUGAGGACAAUGAAACUGAGAUCGACGAAGACCAAAAGGAAAUGAACAAAAAAACUGGUCAAGACACUGGAAAUCAUGAGCAUUCCUGUGAAGAGCCUGAUAUUCUUACUGCACCUCCGUCCCCAACAAUUUCAAUGGUAACGAAGCAUUCAAAUGGAACACUGAAUCUAUGGCAACUAACAUUCGCUGAUAAGAGUAAAUUUUCUCAAGUAUUGAGCAUUGGUCACGCUUCACGAGCUUCAGGUCAUAGAUUCAGAGUUAACGAUAUAACAUGCCACCCAGUAUUGCCUCUAUUACUGACAACCUCUCACCAUAACAUUCCUGACAUUCCGAACACGAAUACCAUCUAUCCAGGGAAACAGAUGAUGAAUGAUUCAGAGUCAAAAUUACACCGUCCGAAAGACGUAUGUACGCCAUCUGGAUUUUGCUCAGAAUUAAUAUUGUGGCGCGUGGAUGCGGUUGGUCCAUUAUCGCAGUCGGGAGGUGUUAAUGAGCUUGCAAGAAUCAAUUCGCCAGAAAUUUCUGCGUUCAGUAAUGUGGCAUGGAUUCCUACAUUAUUACCAAGCACUACGUUGGGGAAUUUGAGUAAUUCUCCUUCGGCAUGUUUCGUGGCAAGUGAUGGUGAAAGCCUGCGGGUUUACCAAGCUGUAAUCGAUGCUAGGACACUGUUGGCUGAGAUAUCUAGUUCUGAACGUCGUUUCCGUCGAAUGGAUUCGAUGGAAUCUUUAUCGACAGAGUCUUCGGAUCAACUUCCAGGUACACACUCAGCGCUUCAUGAUAAAAUCAAAAUAGUCUCACAACAGUCGACGGCACGACCGGGAUGUAUAAUACAGCUAGAUGCAAUAGACGAUGCCACUCACGAUUGGCAGAAUACUCAGUUGUUGCAUGUUUUCCAAGAACAACUGAUUACCGGCGAGCGCUCUGAAGAACCAAUGAUAAUAGGAAGCGAAAAUAAACAGUUUGGUCUAAUGGAUGGGCAAAUGGGAGCGAUGGUAGAUUUGCAAAGAAAUGCUCAGUUUGAAGAACCAUUCUAUUUAGUUGUAUUAGAACGAACAUCUAACGGAACAACAAUCCAUAUGUGGCGUAUUGUUAUUGCUUCACAACCCACUGCUCCAGAGGAAAUGAGCAGUAGUAUGAUGUAUGUUCCAGACAGUAAUUUGGUUCAGGACUUAGACGAUCCGGAAUACAUUCACCGGGCUUCGAUGGCUGGCAUACAGGUUCCAGAGGAUGUGAAAGUGCCAAUUGAUCACAGUCCGCAUGUGAAUAUUUCAACUACCAAAGUCUGUACGCAAGAGUUGCCAUUGCCUGACGGAGUUGACGUGAUACAUGCUGCUCCAGCUGCAGGACAUCUGAGUUCGUCAUCUAUCUAUCCAGCCUGUUUUGCUCCAUAUAUAUUAGUAACAGCUUGUUCGGAUUCAACCGUUCGUUUUUGGAAGUGCAAAGUUACCAAAAAUGCAAAUGGUAAGGAUAUAACGAGCCUUAGCUAUGAAUGGUGUGAAUGGGAAAUGAUAAGAAAAGAUCAAGAAUCGACGAUCGAUGUUAAUGGACAAUUGCUGCAUAUUAGUGCUGCGUACUCAGGUAGAAUCGCCUGCGCAUAUAAAUAUGGAAAGUCAUUUACCAGACCAACAAAAAGUAGUGACCCAGAGUCACGCUACGUAAAUUUAUGCGUGGCCAUUUAUGAAUGCGAAAGUACUGGUGGAAGUGAAUGGGUUCUGGAGGAUACCAUUCAUUUGAAAAAUAUUCAUUUACCUAGAAUCCAAGUGGAUCCUCACUUGGACCUGAGUUAUUUGUAUGACAAUAAGACGCUACAGAAAAAACAACGACUGAACCAAAUGCUUCAGACGUUAUCGCAUGAUGAUAACCGUUCAACUCGAAAUGGCGACAUUACUCCUGAGGCGCACGGUAAAUCGGGUUCAAGUUUACUUGCCGUACCAAGUUUUAGCACUUUACAAUCACUAAGAAAAAGUAUUACGGAGCAUGGCAACACUUGUCCAUUGACUCAAAAACACCUUGUACAACUUGACUGGGUCUCCAAGGAGGAUGGAUCACACAUUCUUACCGUAGCCGUUGGAAGUAAGAUAAUGCUAUUCACGCCUGUUUCGAGCGACAUCGCUCAAUCGAACAUGAAAGCAAUGAAAGAAUCACAAUCAACGAAUCGUCCGUUGCUUCGAAAAGCAAGUUCCUUAGCGCAACCUCAUUUUAACGACGAAAUACGAUGGAUGAAGUUGCGUCAAAUCGAACUACGAACAGCAGAUAGCUUACCUCCACUCCCGAUGCAAAUCUCUUGGGUGCGCGAUGGCAUAUUUGUUGCCGGGAUGGACUCAGAAAUGCAUGUCUACUCCCAGUGGAAACCCCAACUUAACACAAUCAAUCACAUGGAGGUUGAAGAUUUGUACGAUAAUCGGUACCUGAAGGAUGAAGAUUUGCGGACCCUCGCACAGGAUAACACACAAAGACGACUGGCGAAUGUGUCUUCAAUGCCAGUGCUAUCACGAGUCAGUUCUAUCAACCUUCAAAUGCUAUCUAACGACGGUAAAAGAAAAAAACCUGGCAGCUACAGUACUGGUCAACUUAACACUGGAAACGAACAACAUCAGCCUAUUCAUGAUUACUUGACUGAUUACGGUCUAUUCGAGGCAUCUCGUAUUGCUUGUCCUGUAUUACCACAGUACCAUCCGAAACAAUUGAUGGAAUUGCUCAACUCGGGUAAGAUUCGCUGGGUCAAAGCUAUUUUAGCUCAUCUAGUUCGCUGUAUCAGUGGGUCAUACACCGUGCGAGGAGGUGGUGACGAAGAGAACCUCAACAGACAGCGUGGUUGGUCUAGAUCUCGCACACUUUCUGUUAGCUGUCCAGCAGGCACUGUUAGUCCUCUCGAAGCGAGAGGAUCAACGACACAGAUCCCAGAGGAAUUGACAUUGGAUUAUGCAGAAAUUACAUCCAUUCCGCCGCUACCGCUAUGGACAUUAUUGGCCGCGGAUAAAGAGACAGUUGGCAUAACUACCCAGCCAAAUGAAGAAGUUAAGGACUACAACGAACUGUUUGAGAGUAAUGUGGUUGAUGAGUCAUUGGACGAUUUAUUAGAGGAAGAACCUGACAUUAGCAGACACAACGAUCGACGCUCUUCUCUGCCGGAGAAACACUAUCUGUCUCACUUUGGACCAAGACAGGGGCAGUUGCUCUCCCGUUUGCUAACUCAUACACAUCUACCAGGCCUUUCAUCGCUAGAUCAGAUGCACCUAUUGGCUUUGGCCGACACGGUAUCUACUUGCAAUACUGAUUUCGCAGAACGAUUUGCCAUCGAUGCAGCCAAAACUGCAAUUGCAAAAGAAAAUCUGACUGGUGUUCCGAGCAAUGAAAAUGUAUCAACCGAUUCCCUAGACGACUGCGGAUUGAGGUUUUUGCUUGCAAUGAAGCAUUAUAAUUAUUUACUACGUUGUUUACCAAUGGCACAGAGACAAACAUUUCAAAAACAGGGUGUAGGAACGGCCAAUAUCGUUUGGGCAUUCCAUUCGGAAAGUGAAGAAGAACUAUUGAAUCUGAUCCCAUCAUAUGCUAAGGGACAACCUAAAUGGCAUGUUUUGAAGGAACUCGGUGUUGGUUGGUGGUUGAGAAAUAAUAACCUUCUACGACAAUGCAUUGAACGUUUGGCGAAAGCUUCGUUUCAGGCAAAUCAAGAACCUUUGGAUGCUGCUCUUUAUUAUAUUGCUAUGAAGAAAAAGUCUGUAGUGUGGGGUUUGUUCAGAUCCAAAAGGGAUGAAAAAAUGACGUCGUUUUUUGCAAAUAACUUUAAUGAAGAUCGAUGGAGAAAAGCGGCCUUGAAGAAUGCAUUUGCGUUACUAGGAAAACAAAGAUUUGAACACGCUGUAGCAUUUUUCUUGCUUGCAAAUUCGUUGAAUGAUGCUUUAGAAGUUUGUUUAACGAAACUUCAGGAUCUUCAAUUGGCACUUGUAAUUACUCGUCUGUAUGAAGGUGAACAUGAUGCCACACCUCCGAGCUUCAAGAGGCUAUUGUUUGAAGAAGUUUUGGGGUGCGAUAAGAACGGUGACAAUCAAGACCUCAGUAGGGCCCAUCCCGAUCCAUUUCUGCGGUCGAUGGCUUUAUGGAUCCUCAAAGAUUACUCUGGCAGUCUAAGUACACUGUUGAAUAGUAACAUUGGAUGUAUGCAUCCAUUGUUUGAUGACGAGAAUGCUAUGUUUCACGGCGAGGGUUCGCAUGCUACCAAUCCGAACGUUUUUAAUUUCUAUGUUUAUCUAAGGACGCAUCCACUGCUUAUUCGGCAGCAUAUUGCUUCGUCAGCUCAGGAUAAGAAACGAGCCCAAGUGGUCUUGGCAGGGUUUAGCUAUGGUAGUGAAAUAACAUCUGCAACUAAGCCAAGUCUUGCUACCGACAAACAGAUUCAGCUAGAAGACUCUAUUACACCACUCGAGCGGCAGUUGUAUUUCACCACAGCACAUGCACACUUCAAGGCAGGAUGCCCAGCACUAGCCCUGGAUGUUUUAAGUAAAUUACCAUCAAAAGUCAUUGACCAGGAUUCAACUAGUCAACUACAGAGUCCAAGUGAAGCAAAACCACAAUGUAACUCAAUAGCUACGGGCAUUUUAGAUUGGAGCAGAAGUAGCCAAGGAGAUUCUGGCAAAGAAACAGCCAAUUCCAUUGAUUGGGGCGCUCCUGCCUCAUCAACUGCGGUGGAUUGGAGUACAGCGGGUUCAGGAGGUUUUGAUUGGGGUGCUCCAGUUAUGUCUCAACUUUCAAAUGGUCCAGAUGAGUUCAAACUGGAAUGGGACGAUGAGGAUAAGAACGAAGAAGAGGAUGACGAAAGUGAUGAAGGUAUUCAGUUGAAAAAACCAGACUCUGAAGAAACAAGUGCCGUGCAGGACGAAAAUCAAAACAAUACUAAAGGAAACUUUGACAUAAUGGCCCAACAGUUGAAAUUUAUUGCGUGCCUGAAAAUAUUAAUGGAAGAACUGUCAACAUUGGCCACUGGCUUCGAAGUUGACGGAGGUCAACUACGGUAUCAGUUGUACGUCUGGUUGGAACGAGAGGUCGAGGCACUGAAACAGCUUUGUAAUUACAGUAGUGGUGAUGCGGACAACACUGCGAUUGAAGACAAUACCAAUGCCGACGCCAUUGAACGAGAUACUCCAGUGCUUGCAAACAAAUUUCCACACGAAAAACCAACCCUACAUGAGAUUUUGAUUCAGGAGAAGCAAGAUUUUGAAGCCAAAGUUCAAAGAGCUGCGAGAAGAAAGCGUUGGUUGAAGACAAAUGAAACCCUUUUAAGAACGUUACUCAGUUACUGUUCCUUGCAUGGAGCGAGCGGUGGAGGGCUUGCAUCAGUUAGGAUGGAACUCGUCCUCUUACUUCAGGAGCUUCAGCAAGAGAAGACACAGCAGCAAUUGCUCAGUCCAUUGCCAUUCCCAACCACACUUCCACUGUUGAGUGCGUGUGUAGCCGGUAAUAAGACAGUUAUUGCCGAUCCCCUACGGUACUUACAGUCUCAUACACAUGACAUGCUACAAACUAUGGUUGACAUGCGAAGUCCACCUCAUGCCCAUCGUACUGCUUUUCCAAACGGAAUUUUUGUGCUGCGGGACCUUGGGGUGGCUUUAUCCGCGUGUAUCUAUCAGUCACUGUGUGAUUCAGAAUCAUUCAGUGUAAAACAAUCGACCGCAUCUGAAGGAUGUCACAGUCCAGGUAUGGAGACCAUAGCUAAACUCAACGCCAGCUGUCAGAGUACCCAUCUAAUGGCUAAUGCCACAGCACACCAGAGACGCAGAAAGUACUCGACCGACGAACCGCUAGCUGUAAGCACUCCUCCUUCAAAAUGGCCAGGUGUAACCAAUCUCCGGGCGCUUCUAGCACGUGAAAAAGACGAAGACACACCUCGGUUAAAUGUGCUGCUGUGUGAAUCUUUCGUUGCAACGUAUAUGGCAUUAUUUGUCUACGCACUGACGACCUGUGAUUGCCACAUUCUGUUCCGAUUAGCUGGUCAGAACUUUACUGAUUACACAUGGUCUACGCUGUACGGUGGAGGUGUGAAGAAGCUUCUCCGUAAAGCCACGUCCCAUGUACAGGCUGCUCAGCAGGUGAUACAAGCACAGGUUCAACAAGAAAGCCUUGACAGUCCCACGGCGGACGGAAGCGUCUGGGGUGCGGUUACUUCACUAACGAAACAACGGGUGAAGCUAAAUAUGAAGCUACUUGGCCAUUUCGGUGGACCGCAGGGUCCAGCGAACAUGAAGGAGGAUAAGCCAACAUACCGCGAGCAGUUCGUUCCGCCCGAGAUGUCAAUGGUGGCGUAUUUUCUCACCAAACCGGUGCCAAAGGGAGACCCAGACGAGGAUGAUUAUGAUUCAGCUGACUCGGCGGUAUCGGAUUUGGACGACGAAGAAGACGACGAGGACGUUUUCAAUGACCCAUUGAAUAAUGAUCCGAAAUCACAUCAAGCAUCUGCUGCUGUUAGAAAGCAUCGUAGGGAAAAUACGGAGCACUCCAAUCCCAAUUCAUACUCCUGGUGUGUCCUGCGACUGGCUCUCAUCAGAGUUGCUCAAAGCCAAUUGCAAGCAUUCAUCAAUAUAGCGGGAAUUGAAAUGCAAGAGCUGCCAGUAUCUAGUCCACUGGUUCAUGCUGUUCUUCGGAUUCUGUCAUCUUGGCAAGAGUUACUUCGGGAAGAAUUGGAAAACCGUGGUCCUGCGUCAGUUGAUUACAUUCCAGGCUGUUUUGUAGAAUCCGAAGCAAAAGGCCCCGCCAUUCUCAAGUACCGUUCGUUGUUGGAGAAAUCAAACACCCCAUUUUCCCCCUGUCUUUCAUCCGCUGCACCUUCUCGGCGUCUGUGGAACUAUUUGGUACGUAACGAAUUGGUGCAGGAUAUUUUCAUCCGAGCUGUAUUUGGGAAGAAGAAAACUCCACAACAUCAAACCGACGGAGCACUAGGAUCGAUAACGAACUCGGUCAAUGACUCUGGUACUCCUAUUGGAAACGAAUCAGCAUCUGCCGCUAUUAAUGGAGCUCACAAUAGCGUUCAAAACAUUCCAGAACCCGUUCGAAUUAUCCACAAAGAUCAAGAACAAAUUUCAGCAUUCUGUUUAAAUCUUGUAAAUUCGGGUCUUUUGGCACUAGCCACACCAAGGGAAGUACAAGAGAUGGACAUUUCUCUACUACUAGAGGCCCCCCAUUGGAUGGAAGACGAAUGUGAGAUGGAUAUCAUGAACUUAACAAAAGACAUCGAAACCCUGCCAUCGAGUAACUUCUUGGUGAUACAGACAACAAACGACAAGCAUCUAAUAAAUUCUAACCUCAAUGCGGCACAAAGCUUUGGAACACCAGCUAGCCCACAGCCUGGUAUUGCUGGACAAUCGGGACGUGGAGCUUCUGUGAUUAAAGGAGCGACGUUCCCCGGAAGUCAAUGUCCGCGCUUCUGCAAACUAGUCAUUGAGCGUUCAAAGCACUUACUGAAACCGGUGUUAAAGCAUAAGGUCGACAAUAUCAAACGCAUGAGUGCUCACCCGCUGAUGCCACUUUACCUGACUGGUGGUCAGGACGGUUCGGUACAAAUGUGGGAAUGGGGACACCAACAGGUAGUCUGCACACCACGCCCUCCUGGAACGUUUGCCAAAGUCACCAGAUGUCGUUUCUCGCAGCAUGGCAACAAAUUCGGUAUUGCUGAUGGAGAUGGUAACCUGAGUCUGUGGCAGGUUGGAUUAGCUAGUCAAAGCAAUAGACCUUUCUUUACUUAUCAAUGCCAUAAUAAGGGAAUAACAGAUUUCGUUUUCCUCGGUUCCUGCAGUCUGGUAGCAACUGCUGGACACAGUUCAGAAAGUAAAAAUGUAGCAAUAUGGGAUACGCUGUUGCCCCAAAAAAAGGCACUAGUAUCAGCUUUCACUUGUCACGAUCAAGGAGCAUCUAGUCUGGCAUAUGCGCCACAACAUCAACUGCUAAUAUCGGCCGGCAAGAAAGGCGAUGUAUGUAUAUUCGAUGUUCGACAACGUGUUUUAAGACACCGAUUCCAGGCUCACGAAAACCCAAUUAAAUGUCUAGCAAUUGAUCCUCAUGAGGAACAUUUCGUUACUGGAUCAGCAGAUGGUGAUAUAAAGGUAUGGGGUUUGACGGUCCAUACGUUGCUGUACAGUUUUAUGGGUGAACAUGCUCGCAGCAGUUUUUUCAAACACAUCGGCCAGGGUGUGACGCAACUACAAAUAGACUCGUGCGGUCGAUUGUUUUCCUGUGGCGCCGACGGAUCUAUGAAAGUACGACAACUUCCAGAUCGGGAGUCAAUCAUCCAUUCGCUGUAUUAAGAAUGUUUAGUCCACUUCAAACGUCGUAAUCGAUAGGAUAAAUUAUAUUCUGUCAAACUAUGGUCGAGCUGGAUAUGAAUACAGGACGUUGGGAGGGAAAUACGGAGAAUAUGUGUCUACAUUUUAGGAAAUUGAAAAAGUCCCCUGUAAGUAAGUGUUAUCAUAAUCGUAAUCAAAAAUAUUGAAACAAAAUCACACCUACACGUAACAUCAAAUAUUGAUAGAUUUUACCCUCGGAAGUAUAUAGAAAACGUUAGGAGCAUACACUAAACUACACAUUUUCAACAUUUGAAUUCUUAUCACAAUACAAAUAAAAACAUACAACUUUUGAACAAACCUCACAUUUAAUGUUUCCUAUCAAGUACUACUGAAAGCUCUAACAAUGAAACAUCAUCUAAAAUCAGAUGAAAAAUUCUUACUGCAGACAAUACCCAUGUUUAGACGUAUUAUCUUUAAAAAAUCAAAGUAAAUACCAAAAAGUGCGUGAAGAUAUCAACAUAAUCGUACCCCAAAAAAGAUAGGUGAACUAUAAGGUUAUGAAAUGAUCCAAAAAAAAAAAAAAACUAACGAAAAUAAUAGAUAGAAGAUAAACUGUAAAAACAAGUUUACCUUUAAUACUAAACAAGAAAAAUGAUGGUUUAAACUCAUACUACUGUAGUUUACAUAUUGCUUUAAAAUGAAUAUCGUUCGUAUUGUGUGCGAGUUUGAUUUAUUCCUGUUGAAAUCUAUACCCGUCUUUGCUCUUGCCUCCGUCAUGAUAAUCAUUUAUGGUUAUAACCGAAAUAAGGUUCCCAGAAGAAAGCAAAACGAGUUAUUGUUAUACUGUUGUUGGUUUUUACGAAUCAAACGAAAAAUCGAAUAAUAAAUGAAAGCAGAACCUUUGAAUAUAGAUCGAACCUUAACACCUUACAAAUCUGUGGCCGUUCGAAAAAUUAUAGCAACAAUAUUCGUUACGUGAAAUCCACCUAUUUACAAUAAUCGUUACAAACAAAACAGUAAAUAUUAACGAAAGCGUCAUCUAUUAAAUAACCAUAUGGUAUAUAAAAAGAAUGCAACAAAUGAAAGCUAGGGAAAAUUUUAUUUAUUUAUGAAUAAAUGUUUAUCGUUGAAA